AAACUACUGUAAAAAUAACUACGUCCGUUUACUCCUUUCAAAACAAAGGUAUAUUCGGCCAAGGCUACGUCCAGUUGCCUGUUUGAGCCAUUAAUGCUUUUUAUUUUGAAGACAGAUUCUUGUUACAUCCGGUAUCCUGUCUCUAAUUGUGACAAACUUAACUACUGUCUUUCGGCAUCAUCCAAACAUUAGCUUGUUGGGUAGCAUUUAGCUAACGUUAGCCAAACUCUUCGGGAAAAUAGAGCCCUUCGCUAAGCUAAUCUAUGAGUCGCAAAAGAAACCAUAGCUUCGCUGAAACGAGCCUGUCUCCUGAACUCCACGGCGUGUUCAUGGAGCCUCCCGGGUCAGCGAACCGAGCCGACGGUGAUUUCCUGGAGCUGGAGCCCGACGAGGAGCUGCUCUGCUCGGUCAGCGACAUCACCGAGCACCUCGGCAGAAACAUCACCGUGGUGCUGGAGACAGCGCUUUCUGAGAUCCGCAAAAUGGUCAGCAUCAGGAUACGAGUCCUGAAAAUGGAGCUACGCGAGAAAAGCGAGGAAAUAGAGGUGCUAAAGGCGAGACUAGAGACAGUUCAGAGGGAUGGUAGGGACCCUUUCCCCGGCGUUCCCACCAUGGAGCCGUCUGCAGAUGCUGGCUUCAAGAAACAUGACUUCAGCUCCGGCAACAAACACAAUAGUAUCGAUCCCAGGAGAGCCAAGGCUGUCAUGCCUGGUGUGAAGAAGGAGAAUAUAGAUGCUAUUUGCGACUAUCUGAUGAAAGACAAGAACUCGAGAGGGUGUGCUGAAAUGGACGGAGACCAGAGUAGCCAAGCCAGCGGCGACAGGGAGGCUCGCCAAGAUCCGGACCCGCAAUCCCUCAACCUGUGGUCAGACAGCGGCAUGGCUGGCUCCGGGCCCGGGCACGGAGACUCCGAGUCUACCACAGAUGACCUUUUCAGUAUGCUCCCCUCUGGCAGUAAACGGAUGUAUGACUACGAAUGGAUAGCACCAAUGGAGUAUUCUUCAGACCUGAAAGUCAUGAAGGAUCCCGAUUGUGAGAGCAACCUGACCGGUGAGACAGAGGAUGAUGAUGAGGAUGAGUUGUCGAGGAGGGAGGGAGGUGGACUGGAGCAGGCCCAGGCCCCGCUCUCACACGUCCAGCCCUCUGAGUUCUCCAUGGAGCCCCAGAGCUCUCCAGGGGAGGGAGGGAGUCCACUGGAGGGCAGCACAGACAGGCCUGUGGCAGGCCAGCAGUUUCCCGGCCACACCUACAUCUGCUCUCUGUGUGGAACCUUCUGCCCUGACUCUGUGUUCCUAGAGGAACAUGUCAAACUGAUACACUCAGACUCUGCUGGUGCCCAGGCUCUCCAGGCUCUGCAGUCCACCUGCUCAACUGCACCUGCCAUGGGUGAUGGCAGCAGUGACUCCAGGAGGAGUGGAGGGGUGCAGAACGAAGAUGGCACAGGAGUAGGGGCUGGUUCAGGGCGGGGAGGGGGGCAUGUGAAAAAGGAGAUUAAAAUCGAGGGGGGGUACGAGUGCGGGGACUGUGGCCGCCAUUUUAACUACCUUGGCAAUCUGCGACAGCACCAGCGUAUCCACACUGGAGAGAAGCCCUUCAUGUGUCCAGAGUGCGGGGAGAGGUUCCGCCACGCGGCCCGUUUAAAAAGCCACAGGCUGGUGCACAGCGGGGCCCAGAGCCCCUUCCCCUGCCCUCAGUGUGGUAAAGGUUUCUCAGUGCUAUCAGGACUCAAGAGACACCAGCGGGUGCACACUGGCGAAAGCCCGUAUGCCUGUCCACAAUGCGGCAGGCGCUUUAAAGAGCUGGGGAACCUGUACACCCACCAGAGGAUCCACAGUGGGGCCACGCCCUACUGCUGCCAGCAGUGUGGGCGCAGCUUCCGCCACCUGGGAACUUACAAGAGCCACCGCUGUACCCCCGCACAGUAACCUGUCCGGCUGCUACGCUUUCUAAUACCUAGAAAUUUCAAGUGUAUGUCAAAGACAGGACAUGAUGCUGACUCUAAGGUGUGUGUCUGUUGACACUGAGGGAGGUGCUGGUCAUGUGGAAAACAGGGCUGGUAUCCUGAGAUGCUGCCCAAGCUUUCGUGUUAUGUCACAUUCAUGACAUUUCAGAUCUGCAUCAGGCAUCAAGAAAAGCUGCAUCAUUGAGCUUAAGUUCAUUCUUGACCUUGGAAACAGUAGUUUGAUAAAAUGUAAACUCAACUUCUACAUUGAUUGCAUCACAUAGACUGCAUCUGAAAUUCCAUAUUAACAUGCUGUUUAGUAUGUAUGUGAGGUUUUUUUUAGUAUGUCUGAAACCUUAGUAUGAAACCAUUAGUAUGUGAAUUGCAUACUAUUUCCAGUGAAACAUUGCAGUAUCUAAGCACUGGAAACUAACCCGGCAUAAGUAUCCCACAGUACAAUGCGAUAUUGAUAUCAACAUACAUAACAGCAGACAGCCACCAAGGCAGCUCUGUAACAAGUAAUAAAUACCUCUAACCUAUAACUUUGGUCAUGAGACCGGUGCCUGAUGUGCAAUUUAGGAAACACCAUAUGAAGUAUUGUGGUAGGGAUACCACUACAAAUAAAAGACAUAUUACUUGAUAAUUGAGCUUUGUUAUGGUUUGGGCUUUGGCGUGUGGCGUGGCUUCAUGGAUGUUGAUCGUUCAAUCCACCCCUUGAAUCCAGACUGAAAUAUCUCAAACUAUUUGGAUGAUGUGCCAUAAAAUUUGUUACGUGCAUUAACAUUAGCUGUACGUGCUAAACAUCUGCUUGUAGUGGGGCUGUGUAUCGGCAGGAAUCCAAUAUGUAUUAUGAUACAGAAGUUACGAUUGAAUAUAUUGCUAUUUUUAUGCCUCAUUAUGUUUUUGGGUUGUUUGUAAGUCCGUCCGUCCUAUUCUCGUGAACACGAUAUCUCAAGAAUUCAUUUAUUAAUUCAUUUUCCAGAACCACUUAUCUUGUUAGGGGUCACAGGGGGGCUGGAGCCUAUUCCAGCCGACAUUGGGUGAGAGGCAGGGUACACCCUGGACAAGUGGCCGGACUAUCACAGAGCUGAUACAUAGGGACAGAUAACCAUUCACGCUCACAUUCACACCCACGGCCAAUUUAGAGCCAUCCAUCAACCUAAACUAGGUUGGAUUAGAUUAAGUUAGGUUUUCUCAAGAAUGCCUUCAGGAAAUUUCUUCACAUAUGACUUAAAUGUCUAUUUGGACUCAACGAUAAACUGGUUUGAUUUUGGUCAAGGUCACUGUGACCUAUGUCAUUCUUGUGCAUGCAAUAUUUUAAAGUCUACACAAAUAAUUUUUUUUGAAAUUUGGCACUAACGUCCACUUGGCUUUAGAGAUGAUGAAGGAACUGAUUAAAAUUUGGUAGUCAAAGGUCAAGGUCACUGUAACCUUGUGUCCGUGUUAUUCUCAUAAACACAAUAUUUCAAGAUGGCCUCAAGCGAACUUCCACAAUUUAGCACUUGGACCCAAGAAUGAACUGAUUAGAAUUUGGUGGUCCAAGGUCAAGGUCACUGUGACCUCAUAAAAAACAUGUUUUUUGCCAUUAAAUAAGAAUGCAUAUGCUGAUUAUGACAAAAUUUCACAAAAAUUGUGGCAGCAUCACUGCCUUGUGGGCAUACAUCCCCAAGGCUAAAUUCUAGUUUUAAAAUCUAAUUUUAGGAAAACUUUUAGAGUAAAAACAACACACAACUAUAUCCAACCACAACAGAGGCAUGUAUAUUUGUAGUUAUCACAGUCCCUUUAACAUCCAACAUCAUAGCACUACAUUUAAGGCAAUCUGAGAAAAGGAAUUAACAUUAGCCUCUAUCUGUCAAAAAAGAAUAAGAGUGCUGUCCAGGUUCUUCAGGUAAACAAAUUAAGAAAAAAAAAUGUAAACAAUUAAAAAUCAGUAGUGUUUUUAAAAAUCGAUACAUUAUCACAAAACAUAAUAUCAAACCUUUUUUAAACCCCUACAUUAUAGCAUUCUGAUGUUAGCGUGCUAAUUUACGCAUCAUCUGGCUAUGCAGAUGUCUGUUUGCCUGUUGCUUGCAUUUGCUAACAGCACAAGUAAUGUUGUCCCUACAGAUGUGAUGAAAAACCAAAAGCUCAGGAAGUUCAUCAAACUUGCAAAUGGCAAUAGAGCUGAGGUGUACACAGGUUACCAUGGUUACACUUGUUUCCAACUGACAAGAAGGCUCUUAGGGAGUGGCAUGGUAAUUACACCUCAGUGCAUCCGAAAAUAUACUACUGUUUAUGUAAACAUAAACAGUAUGUAAAGUAUGAACAAUGAUGGUCAAUGUUGUAUACAACACAUGGUGUAGUAUACAAACAUGUAGAGCAUAGCAUGUGAUUUAGGACACAGCAAUUGACUCCUCAUCAGCAAGUGGAAUUUGCUAGAUUUUUGUCGACCUGUAGUAGUUCAAAUUCUUUCAUUUUCUGAGGACUUUAAAACUUCUUGUUUGUUUUAGUAGAAAAUUAGCAAGUUUAUUCUUGACCUAAAAACGAGUACAGAAACAUCCAUGACAACAGAGCAACCUCCAUCCACUGAUGGAGACUGCUCUGCUAGUAACCUUGGGCUUAGAUUGUUCAGUUAAAAAGUUGUAUCAGAGGCCAUCAGGCACCACAUGGAGCAUGUUAAGAGGUGACAUUGUACUGGAUGGCAUCAGUGCAGAGGCUCAUGGAAGGACUAUCAGUAGUUUAGCAUGCUUUAGCCCAUUUACUAUAAUUUGUAUGUUCUUUAAAGCAGUGGCUCUUAAACUUUUUUAAUAAUGCUCCCUUUUUGAAAUAUUUGUACAGCUCAGUACUCCCUGACCAGUGCAAAGAUUGCAGUAAGACAGGAAUAUUGAAUAUAAAGUAUCAAACUUUUACCCUUUUAAAUUGAACUUUAUUAUGGUAUAAUUGUUUUAGGAAUUAAGCAUGACUGAUACUUUUGAAAUUAACAUAUUAAAAAAAUCUUACCUACCCCCUGCAGAACUCCAAAGUACCCCUAAGGGUACCUAUACUCUUAUAUUUGAAAAACACUGCUUUAAAGGAUCAUCCCUGUUUAUACAACAUGGGUUUGUAGUAUUGUCCAUCAUUUCUCUCAGUAGUGAUUUUGCACUAAUUGACUCACUGUGCUCAAGUCCAAUGGGGCAAGAAGCACAGCAGAUGAUCAGACAGGCUGGAGAGAAACCCCCUGAUCAGUCACAUUUAUUUAGACUAAAAGAGGAUGGGAAACAUUGGUAAAAAUCUGUCACAGGUUACAGAGACUCUCCUGUUUCAACUUUGACCUGCUGUACUUACUGUAGUUGUGUACACAGUAUUUCAAUGCAGUGAAUUAUUAGUGCUCACUCACCUUCAUUUGACCUCCAAAUAAAGUGUUUUAGAUAAUGUGGAUACACUGUUGGCUACUUACUCAAGGUGUAAAUAACCGUAAUUAUCCUGUAACAUGUUUUCGGAAGCAUAUGGCAGCAUAUUUCAGCAUGAAAAUCACAUUGAUCAGACUUGAAAGGUGGUUUGCGAUAGGUAAUCAAUCAAAGCAAACAUGGCUAGAGGUAGGAGGGAGAAGAGUGAUCCGUUUAUUUAUAAGAAAGUUAUGUAUUUUCGGGGGGGUGAGAUGAGAUACAGCAGAGAUACACCAUUUUGAGCUGAACCUUUGUUGGACGCCUUGCUUCUAGUUGUUUCCAUUGCUCACUUUGAAAGCACCGCCUUGGUAUGUUGAAAUAAGUAAUUAUCUAUACAGUAACUUCUUAUUUCACUACAAAAAACAAAAUAAGGGGGCAGCUUGCUGGAGGGAGAUCGCCAGGGAGCUAUAAAUUUUUGGUAAACGACCAUCGCUGUUAACAGUCUACUUGCUGUUGGCUAUAGUCUAUGGGUCUCAUUCAUGAAACGUUAGCAGAACAAACUUGUAUGUAAACUGUUUACAGCAGGAAAUGUACGUGUAUUUCAGCAUUCAUCAAUAUUUUAGUAACUAAAGUAGGUACUAACAAAAUCUACACCUUCUGAAAUGCCUGUGUAAAUAAGGAAUACACAUAAAUAUUGCUUGUCAUUAUUAGAAAUUACAAGUUUAAUUUGUGUUGUGCUCUGUUAUGUUCACGAUACACAGACACUUUUGAAACACAUAAGUUAAACAUGACAAAAGUUUAGAAAUAUAACAUUUAGCUAAAUUAGUUGGCAAUUAGCAGAUAUAAGCUUCAGAGUAGAUUUCUUAAAAAUGUGAAUGAGUUAUUUAAAUUGAUUUAAUACAUGUGUUUUCUACAUUUCUGGCAUGCCGUUCCCACUUUAUACAAUCAAGAGAGAGAAUUACGCAAAUGUAUCUUCUGUUUGAAUGGCGAGACUGUGAGACCCACCUUACGGACCAAACACUAAACUAUCAGUGAUGGCUGUCAGAAUGUAAAGUGAUUUAACACUUAAUAUAAUACGUACAUGACCUGACCUUCUGCGUUUGCUGUUGGCUGGUCUAGUGGAGGCAUGUUGCUGUCUCCAUCAGGAAUAAUUUCUAAAAGAGACUGGGAAGAGCCUCCUGUUUCUGUUGUGGUAUUUUUGUAUGCAUUUAUGCUUUUUUUUUUUUUUUUUUUUGGCAUCAAGUUUUAUAUCGAACCAUUUUCAUUUAACUUCUUGGAUGGUUCUUACAACAGAGGACACAGAGUUAAUGGCACCUUUUACCUCCUUUCAGGCCUUUGAUUUACCUGUCCCUGUCACAUCACUACGAACAGAAGAAAAUAAAAUAUCUUUUCUCAGCCCCACUUCACCUAAAAUAACUUCAAUCCUAGUGUCAGAAGUUUCUCUUUCUCUCUCUCUCUCUCUUUUAUUGUUUGCUCCAUGUUCACAGGUCGACAGGAUGCACCUAUCCAUAGUAAUUAUCACCCCCAUAUAUGGUAGUCACUGGCUGUUCAUGGGUGGUGAUAUAUGCUUAUUGCUGACUGGUGGGCUGCCAAUUUACGAUUGGCUAGCAUUUAUGAACAUACACACGUAACUACGAUCAAAUCUGAGUUUCCCCGCAACAUUCAUGAGUCUGAUUUAGGUUUUUAGUACCAAGGUUUUUUAUGUGCAGACCUAUCACAGAUUUACUAACUUUUCAUAAAUGAGACCCAGUGUCAUUUACAGCACAUAUAACAAUAUCAAACAUGUGUUUUCUGUUUCUGCCAGAAAGGGGUUUCUGGUAGAAAACCCUGCAGGAAAACUUCUCUCAGCUCCACAUGAUAGUCGGAUGCUCGUUUGCUGUUAGGAUACAGUGUCUUUACGUUCCACUUGGGAGCGGCUGCCAAGUCAAUGUGACAGCUGGUGAUAAUAUUUGGUAUACCUGUCCAGUUCAGUGUUUGGCUUCAUAUCAAACCGGGUUGAAAAAUUUCUACAGCAGCCCAGUCCUGCUUCAAAGCUACAACAAAAUGGUAGCACCUUUAUAAAUUUACUGUAACUCACAUGAGUCACACCUGCAUAUAUACCUGCUAUAUGUGAUAGGGCAAAAUUCAUAUUUUAGCGGGCAUUAAAUUCUACAGGGGUGGAUGUUUGAUUAUACAACCACAUAAAAUCUAACAUUUAGUCACAUUUACUGAGGUGUGUGACAGAGUGCUGGUCACAUAAUUUGUAUCCUAUGAUGCAGCACUAUGUAACAACUUUUAUAUGGGUUCAAAAUCCAUCAUGGCACAGUAACUUAAAGUCAAACUGAACAUGAUGCUGACUGGAUUACUUGUCUUAAAUACAUUUCAGUUCUCUGCAGUAUUUAAUGAAUGGCUGCCAGGAAAAACAGGACUUAACUGUGGUACGAAUGGAAGAUGGUCAGGAGUGAGCCUUGAGUUUUGAGUUGACAUGCUGAUAGAUAUAAUUAAAAAAAUAUACUAUGAAUUCAUGUCACAACUUUCAUGCUAAUACACAUGGUUUAAGCACAACAGGAAUUCCUACACAGAGAGGAAAUAAGACUAACAUUAACCUUAGGGAGAGACUUUUAUUUGUGAAAUACAACAAUGACAAAAGAUCAAAGUGUUUGCAGUAUGAGUCCAUUUAUUAAUUUGGCCUUAACUUGCUGAUCCUCCAGAACACCCUGUUAUCACCUCACUCUGUGGUGACAGAUGGGGUAGUGGAACACCACCACCCACAUGUGGACUGACUGUGUAACUACAACAAAAAAGAUGUUUGUGGUACUGUCUUUUAUCAUGUGUAGGAAAUUUAUCAUUUAAUUUUUAACCAGUGUAAUGUAUGUUACAGACUAUAUAUUGGUUAUUUUAUACAUUUGCUUGUAUGACAACUAAACAUUGUGUGAUGACAGAAAAAUAACCAUGAAGGAAAAUAACAUCAAGUGUCUGGUGUGUUGACUCAAUUGAUCCAAUCCAGUGCAAAAGGUAUUACAAAAAUUGACUUCAAGCUUGUCUGUAAAAAAAGCUUUAGGUCUUGGCACUGUGUGGAAGACUGAAAAACAACAACACAAUUGAUGCAAACCUGUGAAACUGAAACACUAACCAUUGACAAUCUGCUUUCUAAUAAAUGGUUG
This is a messenger RNA of Epinephelus fuscoguttatus (brown-marbled grouper), 8429 nucleotides long. It is a transcript of the gene znf16l, whose product is annotated as zinc finger protein 16 like. Gene Ontology annotation, biological process: regulation of transcription by RNA polymerase II. The record is from RefSeq and is a predicted model, not a curated record. NCBI's taxonomy places the organism in Eukaryota, Metazoa, Chordata, Actinopteri, Perciformes, Serranidae. Gene Ontology annotation, molecular function: DNA-binding transcription factor activity; RNA polymerase II cis-regulatory region sequence-specific DNA binding. The transcript has 3 exons. The coding region runs from base 264 to 1925 and encodes 553 amino acids.